AUGUCCGAGUCGCAGGGUGCCCCUCACUUGAGCAGGAGGAUUAGCGAAUGCCUGCCAGAACAUGUAUGUCUUCACAGCGACGGUUCUAGCAGUGAGGAUGAAUUCAAUCGCAAGAUCGAAGUUGUCUUCGACUCAGACACUGCGCGCCGGCGCAAGUCAUCUUUUGUCCAGUCCGAUCCACUGCUACUCGAACAGCCCAUCAUCAAAGAGAAUGCUGCCCGAUUAAAAUCCCAAUGCCUCGUCCACAAGCUAGUCGAGAAGACAUCGUUGGGACAGCAACCCAAAGUCGAAUCGAAGCUCGAACAAAUCAACGAAGUCGACCCUGGAAUGCCAUCAGAAGACGGUGCAGAGUCCGCCUCUGGGAAAGAGGAAGCCCGCGCAACAGAGUCCCGCCUCCUCACGAAGAAACAGUUGAGUGACAUGGCCGUGAGCGUCCGAGCACUUGCAAAGAAACUAGGCAAUCUCAAGGUCAAAUUAAAGAUUCGGGCGAUCUUCCUACUCACCAAGAUAUACGACAAGACACUCAUCGUGAAGACGAGAGAGGUGGCUAAAUGGCUUUUGUCGAAAGAUCGGUCAGUACCGUACAUCGUAUAUGUGCAGGACACACUCAAAGACAACCCGAUGUUCAACGCUAAAGGAUUGAUUGCCGAGGAUCCUGCGUGCGGCGAUCGCCUGAAGUACUGGGACGUCGACCUUGCACGGAAGAGACCUCACACCUUUGACUUUGUUAUCACACUAGGAGGAGACGGAACCGUUUUGUAUGCGAGCUGGCUCUUUCAGAGGGUGGUUCCUCCGGUACUUUCUUUCGCGCUAGGUUCGCUCGGUUUCCUCACCAAGUUCGACUUUACCAAUUACGAAGACACCUUGUCACAAGCAAUUAAUAAUGGUGUCACAAUAAGUCUGAGACUACGGUUUGAGGGGACUGUGAUGCGGUCGCACAAACGGCACGACGACGCAGAGCGUCGGGACAUCGUGGAAGAGCUGAUCGGGGAGGAGGCCGACGAUCGCAACACGCACAAACCGGACAAAACGUUUGAAAUCCUCAAUGAUAUCGUGGUCGAUCGUGGGCCGAACCCGACGAUGUCAACUAUUGAGCUCUUUGGCGACGAGGAGCACCUGACCACGGUCCAAGCUGAUGGUAUUUGCGUCGCCACGCCGACUGGCUCGACAGCAUAUAACCUCGCCGCAGGAGGGUCGCUAUGUCAUCCUGAAAACCCAGUGAUUUUGGUCACGGCCAUUUGCGCGCACACUCUUUCUUUCCGACCCAUCAUUCUUCCGGAUACUAUUGUCCUACGACUCGGCGUGCCGUACGACGCAAGGUCAAAUUCUUGGGCUAGUUUUGAUGGCCGCGAAAGAAUCGAACUAUUCCCAGGUGAUUACGUUACGAUAUCGGCAUCACGGUAUCCGUUUGCAAACGUCUUGCCCCCUGGCCGUCGCAGUGAGGACUGGGUCAAUAGCAUUUCGAGAACACUGCAGUGGAAUUCGAGGCAGAGGCAAAAGGCGUAUCAGGACUGGGACGGAGAUCACACUGAAUCAGCCGACUUGAAGAAUAAAAAGAGUGAUUCGAAAUCGGAAGAUUAUGAUAGAUCGGAUCAGAGGCGUGGCGGAGAAGGACAUCCUGGGUAUCACUAG
Exophiala viscosa is the source of this 1632-nucleotide messenger RNA. Its product is annotated as NAD+ kinase. Bases 1 to 1632 code for a protein of 543 amino acids. NCBI's taxonomy places the organism in Eukaryota, Fungi, Ascomycota, Eurotiomycetes, Chaetothyriales, Herpotrichiellaceae. Gene Ontology annotation, molecular function: NAD+ kinase activity. Gene Ontology annotation, biological process: NADP+ biosynthetic process; NAD+ metabolic process. The transcript has 4 exons. The record is from RefSeq and is a predicted model, not a curated record.